CGCAGUUUUAAAAGUCAAGAAAACUGUAGAGAUGAGUUUGAACAGAUCUAAAUUAACCAAACCGGUGAUACAACAUUCCACCACACACACAAUCUUCACCUCCUGGUUUUUUGACUGUUUUCAAGGAACUCAUGUUAGGUGUGUUCUUUACUGCUCUUUUUCCUUUCCUUCUCUUAUAAUCUGACCCUCCCCUCUCUCCUUCAAUACCAAAUUACUCGAUUUAGCACUUUCAUAUUUCCUCAUUUCUUUCACUGGCUUUAUAAUUUUCAGCCCAUUGCGGAAAUUUCGGGGCUAUAGUGUUUUUUUAGGCACCCCUUAAAGAGAGAGAUCUGGGUAUCCCAAAAAUCUGAUUUUUAUAUUUAUUUUUGUAAAAAGAGAAAUAUUUGCUCACAUCUGGGUGUAAGGUGCUCACAACCUUAUCUGGGCAUCCAUGGUUUCUGGAGUUUGUUGAUAUAGAGCCCAAAGGGUGUUCAAGAUUGUUUUUUGUCUGUGAAACUUUGUUUCUUUUUUAUUUAUACUAUAAAUAGUAAGAAUGGUGGCAGGAAAUGGGUUGCUUUACCCGAUUCUUGGAUUUGCAUCAUGUGUGGCUUUCAUCUACAUGUCUUUUGGUGACUUGAGCGUUAGUUAUCAGAAAGAAACGGAGCUGGGUUUUGUGACAAGGAAUGGGAAUCAGUUUAUGGCAGAUGGUAAAGUGUUAUACGUUAAUGGAUGGAACUCUUAUUGGUUAAUGGACAAUGCUGUACAUGAUUAUAGCAGACCUAGGGUUGGCGCCAUGCUUGAAGCCGGGGCAAAGAUGGGUCUAACAGUUUGUAGAACAUGGGCCUUUAAUGAUGGAUCCUACAAUGCCCUUCAGAUUUCCCCUGGUCGGUUCGAUGAAAAAGUCUUCAAGGCACUGGAUCAUGUCAUUGCUGAAGCAAGAAAACAUGGAGUUAGGCUUCUUCUCAGCUUAGUUAAUAACUUGCAAGCCUAUGGUGGAAAGACUCAGUAUGUCAAGUGGGCAUGGCAAGAAGGAAUUGGUUUGAGCUCCUCUAAUGAUUCCUUCUUCUUUGAUCCGUCCAUCCGCAUCUAUUUCAGGCAUUACCUCAAGGCUGUGCUCACCAGGAAGAACACCAUAACGGGAAUUGAAUAUCGGAAUGAUCCAACCAUCUUUGGAUGGGAGUUGAUUAAUGAACCCCGUUGCAUGUCUGAUCCUUCAGGCGACACUCUGCAAGACUGGAUAGAUGAAAUGUCAGCAUACGUGAAAUCAAUUGACAAAAGACAUCUUGUGACUCUGGGCCUUGAAGGAUUCUAUGGUCCUAAAAACCCCAAGCGGUUAACUGUGAACCCAGAAGUGUGGGCAUCAGAGCUUGGAUCUGAUUUUAUCCGCAACUCUGAGAAGGCAAAUAUUGAUUUUGCAUCUGUUCACAUCUACGCAGAUCAUUGGUUUCAUGAUCAUAAAUUUGAAGACAAUAUGAAAUUUGUCUACAAGUGGAUGCUUUCUCACAUUGAAGAUGGUGACAAACUACUCAAUAAGCCUGUCUUGUUCACUGAGUUUGGAUUGUCGAACCUGAACAAGGACUUUGAACCAUCUCAGAGAGACAAGCUUUACAAAACGAUUUUCGAUGUCAUCUAUAAAUCUGCAAAGAGAAACAAGUCUGGAGCCGGCACUGUUAUCUGGCAAUUCUUUGUGGAAGGAAUGGAAGAGUAUAAUGAUGAUUUUGGGUUUGUUCCAUGGGAAAAACCAUCCCUUUACAAACUAAUAACCGAACAGUCUUGCAGAUUGGCCAGAGUGCAUGGACUGACACAAUACAAUGUAAACUUAAAAGUACUGUGUUCACAAAGACAGUGAGUGUUUAAUACCCUCUAUGAGAAAACAUAAUUGUAAUUGUUUGAAGAGAGGGAUCGGUUCUCUUUUGUGGUUUGAUCUGAUGCAUCAGGGGAGGGAUGAGGGCUUGGUGUUUCUGUACUAUAUUCUUCAAUUACAUACAAAUUAUUUAGUUAA
Molecule: messenger RNA, 1981 nt
Organism: Pistacia vera
Lineage: Eukaryota; Viridiplantae; Streptophyta; Magnoliopsida; Sapindales; Anacardiaceae
Product: mannan endo-1,4-beta-mannosidase 2-like
Exons: 5
Coding region: 533-1828 (431 amino acids)
Molecular function (GO): hydrolase activity, hydrolyzing O-glycosyl compounds
Source: RefSeq, a predicted model, not a curated record